GCAUUGCCCCUUCGCGUCUGCGCGGUUGACACAUUGACCGUGACUUUAAAAAACUCAAAAUGUUUCGUCUGCUUGUCGCCACCGCUAUUUUCGCGAUAGCCCACGCGAGGCCAGGUCUUCUCUUCGCCCAACCCCUUCAUCCCAUAGGGGUUGAGUAUGCCCACCCAUCCGCCCCAGUGGUUCACCCACACCCGGCUGUGGAACUUAACGCGGCAAGCGAGGCCUUACUGCCAAGGGAACUGCUGAAGUCCCAUGACUUCUAUGACAACCCUGCGAUAGCUGCAGGUCUGGCCAAAGAGUCCUGGUUCACGAAUAAGGAGAUGCAGGUCGUGGAGAGAGAGGCUGAAAAGAUCCCGCGGGAGAAGAUUUACAAUAUUGUGAAGAAUGCUGGGUUCUUGGACCAGCAUUAGAAGGUUGGAACAUGAUCACAAUUAGCUUUGUCGGGUGGAAUGAUAGAAGAAUUACAUCUGUGCUCACUGAAGUACAUACAAAGUCAAACUUACUUUUUUGAGAGACACCAUGACAUGAAGAACAAGGACUCGACAAAAUAGUUGAAGUGUGUGAAAGUUUUAGUUUAAGAGUGAUAUCGAACAAUUCCUAGGAAUAAUGUUUUUUUGGUAAACUCGACGCAUUUUUUCUGAUGAUUUUAAUUUAUUAACAAUCCUGCUGACUUCGAAGGGAAGAUGAUUAUUUCUACUCUAACGCCGUUACCGCAUUUCUGGAAUUAUCUGUCUCUCUUACUCAUGGUAAGAUGCCGGUACAUGCGACAAUGACAGACGUAUCUGAAAAUACGGAAAUGGCCUUAGAUAGUAGCCCAAUACUACAUAUUUUACUUGUUAUACAUAUAAACGUUUGUUAUAAAGACUUAUACACGAUUCUUGAUUGAAGGUCGUUGAGUAAGUCAUCUUAUUUUUUUUAUUUUGAUGUUUGUGUGUGUUAUUGUAUUAUAUUGUUUUCUCAUCAUAGCAUUACCUGUGUUCACUCAAGUAGAAAAAUAGAUGUUUUGUCUAAUAGCAAACCUUAGAAUAAGUUUAUUAUAGAAAUUACUUAAGCUUUCCUUUUUGUCAAUAGAACUUACUUCAUUAAAGAAAGCUCUAUCCUAAUUACUACUUAAUUGUUUUAAUUAUAUCUUGUCUAGACUAGGACUUUAGGACUACAUUAUAAUAAUUUUAAUUGGUGUACAUGCUUCAAUAAUAGUAUAUUAUAAUAAUAUCUCAAGAACGAUUAUUUUAAUUAGGAUUUUUUGUAAAUAACUUUAAUAAUGUACAUUACGUCACCUGGUUUACCUUGUAAGUUGUAUUUAUCUGUAGUCUGUAGUCAUAAGGUAUUCAUAGUAAUUUAAUUAUUAUACGUAUUUUUGAAUACGAUUGUCGGUCAAUUAAGUUAUAAAUAUGCAUGCAUCUAUGUAAAUAAGAAAUAAAUUAAUAAAUUAUAUGCUUAGGCAUUUUGAGGUUAUAGUUAAACCGGUUUAAACUAUUAAGGAAAUUAUUUAAUGUUGUAGAAUUAAGAUGAUACUGUGAUCUCGAGCAAUAAGUGCGAAUUCGUAAGUUAUUGCUUAAUUGUUGUAAAUAAUAAAACAAAAUGUUUUGAUAA
Molecule: messenger RNA, 1593 nt
Organism: Ostrinia nubilalis (European corn borer)
Lineage: Eukaryota; Metazoa; Arthropoda; Insecta; Lepidoptera; Crambidae
Exons: 2
Coding region: 60-410 (116 amino acids)
Source: RefSeq, a predicted model, not a curated record